Molecule: messenger RNA, 657 nt
Organism: Diplodia corticola
Lineage: Eukaryota; Fungi; Ascomycota; Dothideomycetes; Botryosphaeriales; Botryosphaeriaceae
Exons: 2
Coding region: 1-657 (218 amino acids)
Source: RefSeq, a predicted model, not a curated record
AUGCCCGUGGAAACGCGCAGCGCCCGCAAAGCCCAGCAGCGCUCCUGCACCUCCACCUCCGCCGCCGCCGCCGCCACAAAACGCGGAUCCACACCGCCCUCCUCCUCCUCCUCCUCCACCUCCCCACCCAGCCCAGCAGCAGCACCACCCUCCUCAACCCCGCUGCCGCCGCCGCCGCCCCUCCCCCUCCUCCCCCACCUCCACGCCUCCCUCCACCACGCCACCACCCGCACCCAAACCCUCACCACCGCCCUCGCCGCCAUCACAUCCCGCCUCGCCGCCGCGACCGCCAACCUCGCGACCGCCAAGCGGCACCUCGCCGACGCGACGGCGCAGGCGCGCGAGUCCAAGCGCAUCAUCUGCCGGUACCUGGAGCUCAGCCUCACGGCGCUGCCGCCGUGCAAGUCGCUCGACCUGCCGAUGGAGGUGUAUUCGGACGAGGGCGGCGCGGCGCUGGCGGCGCUGGUGCGCGAGCAGGAGGGGGCGGUGGGGAGGCUGAGGCGGGAGGUGGAGAGGGUGAGGGGGAGGGUGGGGGAGGGGAGGAGGGAGUGCGAGAGGUUGAGGAGGAGGAUUAGGCGCGUGGAGGAGGGGGAGCAGGGGAGCGGGAGCGGGAGCGGGAGGGGGAGGGGGAAGAGGAGACGGAGGAGGUCGGGUUGA